Wickerhamiella sorbophila is the source of this 1266-nucleotide messenger RNA. Its product is annotated as Cell wall protein ECM33. The record is from RefSeq and is a predicted model, not a curated record. The coding region runs from base 1 to 1266 and encodes 421 amino acids. Gene Ontology annotation, cellular component: plasma membrane; fungal-type cell wall. Gene Ontology annotation, biological process: fungal-type cell wall organization. NCBI's taxonomy places the organism in Eukaryota, Fungi, Ascomycota, Dipodascomycetes, Dipodascales, Trichomonascaceae. The transcript has a single exon.
AUGCAGACACGGUCUUUGGUUUUCAGCGCGCUUGCCGCCACAUCUCUUGGUGCUUCCAGCAACAGCUCUGAGCCCGAUAUUUGCAACACUUCGCUCAACGUCACUGGCCAGGCUGACCUCGACAAAGUGGCUGGCUGCCAAAAGUUCAACGGUGAUAUUACCAUUCAAUCCGCUGGUGCAAACCUCAUUUUCAACGGUAUCCAGGAGCUUGAUGGCUCUUUGACGGCCGUCAACUUGACUGACUUGGCAUCUAUCUCUGCUCCUCAGCUCACUAGCAUUAGUGAUGACCUUGAGCUGGCCAUUUUGCAGUCUCUUAGCACUUUGUCCAUGCCUGCCCUCACCAAGGUUGGCAGCAUCUCUUUCCGCACUUUGCCUGCUCUGCGUGAAAUGCAGUUCAACAAAGGUGUCCAGGAGGCCAGUAACGUUCUUAUCACCGACACCCAGUUGAAUUCGCUCGACGGUUUGAACUUGAGCCAGGUCGAUAACUUUAACAUCAACAACAACCGUUUCAUCUCCGACAUCACUGUUGGUGUUACCUCCGUCACCAACCUUCUCGACAUCUCCUUCAACGCAGCCAAGGUCAAUGUCUCUCUCCCUAACCUCGAGUGGGCCAACAAUGCUACAUUCCAGUUCUGCUCUUCCGUCGACCUGCCUUCGUUGAAGAAGGUCAACUUGUCUAUGGGCUUCAUCAACAACACCAUUUAUGGCAUCAACCUUCCUCAACUUACUGAGAUCGGUCAGUCCUUUGCCAUCGUUUCCAACUCCAAGCUGUCCAACACCUCGGCUCCUCAGUUGGGCCGCAUUGGCGGUGGUUUCCAGAUUGCCAACAACACUAACCUCAAGGCUAUUGUUGGCUUCGGCAACCUUUCUUUCGUUGGCGGUGCCAUUGACUUUGUCGGUAACUUCACCAAGGCCGAGCUCCCCAACAUCGAAGACGUCGAGGGUGGUGUUGUUGUUGACUCCUCUGGUCAGAUCGACUGCGACUCUUUCGAUAGCGCCCACUCCAAGGGUGACUUCCACGGUGACAAAUACGUCUGCAAGGGUCUGUCUACCACCGCAUCCUUCUCUAUGACCGGCAAGGCUACUGGCACUGGCGACUCUUCCUCCGGUUCCGGCAGCGCUACUGCCACUGGCUCCGCCUCCGACUCCGGUUCUAGCUCCAAGUCUUCUUCUAGCAAGUCCUCCAAGUCUAAGAACGGUGUUGAGAAGGUCGCUGUCCCCGGCAUGCUCUCUGCCAUUGCUUUGGCUAUCUUCUCCCUGUUCUAA